This is a messenger RNA of Hippocampus zosterae (dwarf seahorse), 2440 nucleotides long. RefSeq lists its product as uncharacterized. The record is from RefSeq and is a predicted model, not a curated record. Bases 213 to 1199 code for a protein of 328 amino acids. NCBI's taxonomy places the organism in Eukaryota, Metazoa, Chordata, Actinopteri, Syngnathiformes, Syngnathidae. The transcript has 7 exons.
ACGUCAUUUCCGCUUCGUGUGGCAAUAUGUAUCAAUGUCACGUCACGUCAAAUUACAGCUCCUACAGAUAUAUCGUGUUUGGUCUCCCAGGUAGUGAUUUGAUGUGUGCGUUUCAGGAGCGUGGCUAGGGAGCGUCUCUUCAACCGUAAAUGAGUUACAAUACUUCUUCAAUUGUUUAAUUGUAUGAUAGUUUAAAAACAACAACAAUCAAAAUGCAACACUACGUCGCAGCAGCGAGAGAUUUUGUUGAGGCGCACGCCAUUGGUAUCACCGUUGCAGUUGUUACAGGGGCAAGCCUGCUGGCCUUGCGCAGGUGGAUGGCGGGGGGAGUGUGCCGGAGCAAGGCCAGGCUGGAUGGGAAAACAGUGCUCAUCACGGGUGCCAACACAGGCAUCGGGAAGGAGACAGCCCUGGAUCUGGCGCGGCGGGGGGCCAGAGUAAUCCUGGCCUGUAGGGACUUGACCAAAGCCCACAUGGCGGCCAACUACAUCCGCCAGCAGAGUGGCAACAACAACGUGGUGGUGAAAAGGCUGGAUCUGGCCUCCUUGCAGUCAGUCAGGGACUUGGCCAAAGAUGUUAUAUUCAACGAGGACCGCUUGGACAUCCUUAUUAACAAUGCAGGUCUCAUGAUGUGCCCGAAGUGGAAGACUGAUGACGGCUUCGAAAUGCAGUUCGGUGUCAACCACCUGGGACACUUCCUGCUCACCAACCUUCUUAUUGACAUGCUGAAAAAGUCUGCGCCGAGUCGAGUCGUCAUUGUCUCCAGCUUGGCGCAUGAGAAGGGCCGCAUCCACUUUGAAGACAUCAACUUGGAUUUAGACUACCAACCACUUGCGAGCUACCGCCAAAGCAAAUUGGCCAACGUGCUCUUCUGCCGGGAACUGGCCAUCCGGAUGAAAGGCACCGGAGUGAACACUUACUGCCUCCAUCCCGGCGUCGUCCGUACCGAGCUGGGCCGCCACACUUUUCCGACGUCCCUGUGGAAGAAUCCGCUCCUUUACCCCAUUCUGAUGAUGAUCAAAACUCCCCGGGAAGGAGCUCAGACCUCCAUCUUCUGCGCCGUGGACGAGAGUCUGGCCAAUGUCACUGGCCUCUACUACAGUGACUGUGCCCUCAAGACUCCUGCUCCAGCAGCCAUGGAUGAUAGUGUUGCCAAGCGACUGUGGGCCCUCAGCUCCUCCAUGGUCGGCCUGGUCUGAAGUCGGUGUCCUGCCGCAUCUCCAUUCAUGAUGCUCUGAGUUAUUAUCACACACUGCUUUUUUUUUUAUUAAGAAUUUGACAUUUUAAUGAGACCUAUAAAUAGUCUGUGAUAUAUGCAAUUGUUUGGGUCACAUUGAAAAGAAAAGACGAGAGAAUAAACACAGAAUUAUUAAAGUGUACAUAUGAAAAGGAAGUCAGAGUAUUAUGUGGAAGGAAUCCUAAUUUUAUUGGAAGAGAAAGUAAACACAAGUAGGCCAAAAAAAGUUACUCCCCCAAAAAUGUAGUUACAGGAAAAUAUUAACACAGUCGUUUCUUAACAUACAAUAACAAAAUAAUAUGAGAAAAGGGAAGUGAAAAUAAACUGAGGUCAUGUGGUUGCACAAGGGUGAUAGUUGUUUGAACACAUGACGACUUUCACCUUUCUUCAUCGGGCUGUUAUCGGUUUGUGUGGCAAGAUCAAAGAAAAAAUUCCAUAUGGGGACUUUGAUCCGAUGAAACCAAUCCUCAAUUGGUUGGUUAUAAUACAAAAAGGCAUGUUUGGCGCAAACACAACACUGGUCUUCACCAGAAGAACACCAUCCCUACAGUGAAGCGUGGUGGUAUCAGCCCGUUUUUCUUCAGCUGGAACUGGGUCUUGAGUCCCGGUGGAGAGAAUUAUGAACAGUUCCAAUUAGAAGUCUGUUAGCAAGGAGCCUGAAACCUUUGUUCAAAUGCAAGUCGGGGAAAGCCAAGGACAAUGAACUUGAAUGAGAGGCUCUUUAAAUGGUGGAAGGUGUGUGCUGACUUGACAUAAUGAGCGUGAAUGUGAUUGGUUAAUUCUGAACACCACAUAACCAGCUCAGAGGGUGUGGACACUUUUGCAGCCACUUUGCCUCAGGUUAUUAUUACUGACACUUGAAAAGUUGUAUUAAUUGAAAUUAGUUUCAAUUGACUUGUGCAGGCUAUACGAACCCAAAUUUAAAAAAAAAAUCAUUCUUGUUGAUCUCAUUUUUAUACCACAAAACUAAUUGAGCAGUCGUCGAAAGACUUGUUAUAUCACCUCGAUUACAUUUUUAGUGUUUGUUUGAUUAUAUUUCAACCAUGAAAGUUACUGACAUUCCUGUGCAUUAUUUUGCAUGUAUUUGCCAACAUACAAAACUAUAUUUGAGCAGUCAUCUAUAGACUUGUUAUAUCACCUCUAUUACCUUUUUAGUGUUUGUUUGAUUAUAAUCCAACCAUUAAAGGUACUGACAUUCCUGUG